Messenger RNA from Prorocentrum cordatum, 1282 nucleotides. NCBI's taxonomy places the organism in Eukaryota, Dinophyceae, Prorocentrales, Prorocentraceae. The record is from the annotation of a GenBank genome assembly.
CGCAAGGCCGGAAGCUUUCUGAGGUGACGCACCGCGUGCUCCAGGAGCUCUUCGCGCUGCUGGUGGGGGGCGACGGCUUCGCGCCGCCGCGCAUCCGGGUGCUGGCCGCCGCGCUGGUCCGGGAGCUCUCGGCCGGGGAGACGCCGUACUUCUUCCGGGACAACUUCGGGGGCAACUUCUCGCAGUAUGACCAGAACAAGGUCAAGUACUUCAUGCCAGUGCUCUCCGAGCUGUCCAAUUCGCAUUUGCUCAUCCAGAACAUCUCUAAUUUGGUGGGCUGGUUCAUAGGCGACAACGACCAGCCUGGCCUGAAGACGGUGGCCCUGUCCAACCUCAUCGCCUUGGUCCAGCGCUUCCCCAACGUCUUGGACAAAGAUAAGCACAUCCGACCGAUGGAGGCCAAGUUCCGCCAGAUCCUCACCGGCGCGUCGCUGGAGACGCGCAAGACGACCUCGACCACGCUCUUCGGCGUGCGCAUCGUCUCCACGUCGUCGGCGUGCAACGUGACGGAGGUGGACGGCACGCCGACCAGGGCCUUUUUCACCUGCAUGAGCAAUUCCUACGACUACUCCGAGGACCAGAUCCUGAACGUGCACGUGUUCAGCUCUCUGUACUACUGGGUGUUCCACCUUUAUCAGGCACAGUUCCUCGAGGCCCGCAAGAAGCAGAGCCGCGAGGACAUCGUUUCCAAGCUGGAGCACUUCGGCCUCACCACCCACGACACCGACCGCCCCGAGGCGAGCGCGCACCAGGGCCCCGCGACGCCGUCCCCGCAGUCUGAGGAGUCCGUCCGGAUGAGCCCGAUCGGCCUCUUCACCUUGGACGAGACCUUCCGGGAGGUGGUGAUCAGCAUCUGCCUCCGCAUUCUCUCGCAGGUGGAGCGCGACAUCGUGGCUGAGAACAUCACCCAGAUGCGGCUCGGCUCGAAGUAUGCCAUCUCCGACCUCGACUGGAUGAAGGAGUUCACGGAGGCCACCUCCAUGGAGGCGGUGCGCUUGCUCGACCUCCUGUGCCUCAUGGACCCGUCCCUGGUCUCCUGCAUCUUCCCCGCCGUGAAGAAGGUGUACGAGCGCACCGUCAACCGCCAGAGCGGCCUGGUCUUCUCGGCAGUGCUGCAGUUCUUCGUGAACCACGGUCAGCACGUGAUAUUCGCGCGGAUCCGGUGCUGCAUCACUUCUUCGUCGACUACGUGUCCGUGCGCUACAGGCAGCAGCUUCUCGCCAUGAGCACCCUGCUCUUCCUCACCACGAACACGUCGAAGAUGCUGCUGCACACGCCGGUC